This is a messenger RNA of Fusarium pseudograminearum CS3096, 249 nucleotides long. RefSeq lists its product as uncharacterized. The transcript is spliced from 3 exons. Bases 1 to 249 code for a protein of 82 amino acids. Gene Ontology annotation, biological process: ribosomal small subunit assembly; translation. Gene Ontology annotation, molecular function: RNA binding; structural constituent of ribosome. Gene Ontology annotation, cellular component: ribosome; cytosolic small ribosomal subunit. The record is from RefSeq and is a predicted model, not a curated record. NCBI's taxonomy places the organism in Eukaryota, Fungi, Ascomycota, Sordariomycetes, Hypocreales, Nectriaceae.
AUGGUUCUCGCCGUUGAUCUUCUGAACCCUUCCCCGGCCGCCGAGGCCAAGAAGCACAAGCUCAAGACCCUUGUGCCCGCCCCUCGAUCCUUCUUCAUGGACGUCAAGUGCCCCGGUUGCUUCACCAUCACCACCGUCUUUUCUCACGCCCAGACCGUUGUCAUCUGCCAGGGAUGCACCACUGUCCUCUGCCAGCCUACCGGUGGUAAGGCUCGUCUGACUGAGGGCUGCUCUUUCCGAAGGAAGUAA